AUGGCCUCUGGCUCUUACAACGGCAACAACGGCUCCUUCAACCCCGCCUCCUACACCCGCGCCUUCUUUGGCUCCCCCCUCUCCUGGCGCCCGGGCUCUUUCGGCAGCCACUUUUACCCUGGCUCCUCCCCCGGUCAGUUGCUCGGCCCUCUCGACCCCAACGACUUUCGCUCCGGCAAGAUCUCCUCGUCGAUAGAGAGCGACCGCGGCUCUCUCAUCCACGCCCUCGGCGCCCUCGAGCGCGAGGAGGAAUUCUGCCGUAAUUACACAUGUUGCGGCCUCAAUCUCACCGACCUCCACGCCCUCGUCGAACACUUCGAGGAGUGCCACGUCGUCGUCGUCGACCCCUACAACACCGCUCCCGCUCCACCCUCCUCCCCGAGGCAGGCCCCCUAUUUCUCACAGGACGCCCUCGCAGCCCUCGCCGCACAGCACCACGCCCAGCAGCACCUCGGCUCCUUUGACCCAGACGACAUGGAGCUCGACCUCGACUCGAGUCCCUCCUCCUCGAGCGCGUCCUCCCCCCCGCAGACCCCUAUCUCCACCCCGCUCGCCUCGUACAUACCCUCCUACGCCUUUUCCCAGCCAGGCUCCGCCUGCCCCUCCCCGGUCUCGGCCUUUGACACCACCUCGGUGCUCCCCUCCCGCGCGGGCGGCUCCCCGCUCGCCCCCUUCCCGCCGGCCCACCGUGCCCCCGUCCGUGCCGCGGAGGACGCCUUUAAUGCGUACUCUGGCUACCAGGACUACUCCGCGGGCAUGCCCGGCACCGUCCCCUCCCCCAAGGGCAUGCGCUCCAGCGUCCUCGCCGACGACCGCUCCAUGUCCGAGCCCGGAAGCCCUUACGGCUGCCUCCCCCCCGCGCUCCUCUUCAGCACGAGCACCACGCCUGCAAACACCCCCUCCACCUCUCGCGUGCCCUCGCCCUCGAACGGCGCCGCCUCGUACCUCCCUCUCUCCGCGCACGCCUCCACCUCCGCCUCUGCGUCCAACUCGGGUACCUCGACGCCCGCCUCGGCGAUCACCCCGCGCGCGAGCACGACGCUCUCGCGGCCUUCUUCGUCGCUGCUGCUCUCCAAGCCGUUCCGCUGCCCCAAGCCGAACUGCAGCAAGUCGUACAAGCAGGCGAACGGGCUCAAGUAUCACAUGACGCACGGCUCGUGCAACUUUGCGCCGCCGAAGGACCUCGAGGCGCUCCAGGCGCUGCUCGCGGAGAAGGGCGUCGGUGUCGGCGCGGACGGCGCCACGCGCGGCGCGCAGAUGAGCGAGGGCGAGAUGCGCGAGGUCGAGCGCGAGGCGGAGCGCCGCCUGCGCCCGUUCGCGUGCGGCGUCGGCGACUGCCAGCGCAGGUACAAGAACAUGAACGGUCUCCGCUACCACUACCAGCACUCGGGCGACCACGGCGCGACGGGGCUCAAGCUGCUCGCCUCGGGGCAGCACGAGUGCCUCGUGCACACCAAGUCCGCCAACGCAUCGCGGCACUCGACGCCCACCGCGUCCGCCGCUGCCCACGCGCACGCGCAGCAGCAACAGCAGCAUCGGACCGCGACCGCGCCCACGACGCCCGUAGGCGCCGGCUCGCAGUCGCCCGCGCCGUGGCAGAGCCAGUACCCGGCCGCCGCCGCGUUCCAGCAGGCGCAGCUGCAGUUGCAGCAGCAGCAGCAGAGGGAGCAGCAGCAGCAGCAGCAACAGCAGAGGGGCCAGCAGCAGCAGCAGCAGCAGCAGCAGUAUCAGCAGUACCGCCCCCCGCAGCAGCAGCAGCAGCAACAGGUUGUUGUGCAGCAGGGGAUGUAUAUGGGCAAUAUGCAGGCGUGA
This is a messenger RNA of Heterobasidion irregulare TC 32-1, 1812 nucleotides long. RefSeq lists its product as uncharacterized. The coding region runs from base 1 to 1812 and encodes 603 amino acids. Lineage: Eukaryota; Fungi; Basidiomycota; Agaricomycetes; Russulales; Bondarzewiaceae. The transcript has 4 exons. Gene Ontology annotation, cellular component: nucleus. The record is from RefSeq and is a predicted model, not a curated record.